Molecule: messenger RNA, 972 nt
Organism: Fomitopsis serialis
Lineage: Eukaryota; Fungi; Basidiomycota; Agaricomycetes; Polyporales; Fomitopsidaceae
Product: mate-domain-containing protein
Exons: 7
Biological process (GO): transmembrane transport
Cellular component (GO): membrane
Molecular function (GO): antiporter activity; xenobiotic transmembrane transporter activity
Source: RefSeq, a predicted model, not a curated record
GACUUGGCGCUCAACGUCUACUGCAUCCACUACACACCGCUCGGUUUGCUCGGAUCACCAGUUGCUAUAUCCAUCACCUACUGGCUCUGUUUCUCCCUGUUGUGUCUCUAUACAUACCUGUCGCCCACCCAUCGCCGCAAUCAGACCUGGAUCGGGAUCCGUCUCGCCACCGUCUUCGACAUCAAGAGCUGUGCCUUCUUCCUCAAACUCGCGAUCCCCGGCAUUUUUAUGGUAGGAACAGAAUGGCAAGUCGAUCGAUGCAUCGCGAUUCGCCGUGAAUCUUGGGCUGCGUUUGAAAUCGUCGCACUAGCGGCUGGGCGGCUCAGUUCCCUAUCGCUCGCCGCGCAGUCUGUGAUCAUGACCACCGACCAAAUCCUCAACACAAUCCCGUUCGGGAUAGGCGUGGCUGCCUCCGCACGAGUCGGGAAUCUGAUCGGGGCACGAGACGCAGCGGGUGCGAAACGCGCGAGCCAUGCCUCUGCGUUCCUCAGCGUCGUCGUGGGAUGUGUCGUCAUGACCGUCAUGAUUGCGACACGGAACGUCUUCGGUUUCCUGUUCAGCGACGAUACAGACGUGGUGGCGCUCGUGAGCAGGGUUAUGCCCUUCGUGGCUUCCUUCCAGAUCGCGGAUGGUCUAGCGGGUUCGUGUGGCGGCGUCCUUCGGGGGCAAGAUAAGCAGUCCGCGUCUCAAUUAAUAAGCCGCCAGCCUAACGCUAUUCGUCUGCCAGGGCGUCAGCACCUUGGGGCCAUGUUCAACCUCGUGGCGUACUACGUCCUUGCCCUGCCCCUCGGAAUCACUCUGGCGUUCCACCAGCGGACACACAUGGGCUUGCAGGGACUCUGGCUGGGCCAAGUGGUGGCGUUGUUUAUCGUCGGCCUCGGCGAGUACGCCGUCGUUUGGUUAGGCACCGACUGGGACAAAGAGAUCCAGUAUAGCAUCGAGCGCAACCGAGAAGAAGCGAAGCGCCGCCAG